Molecule: messenger RNA, 1576 nt
Organism: Lotus japonicus
Lineage: Eukaryota; Viridiplantae; Streptophyta; Magnoliopsida; Fabales; Fabaceae
Molecular function (GO): calcium ion binding
Source: RefSeq, a predicted model, not a curated record
ACAUGAACUUCUGAGAUAAUUAAAAUGCCACCAAGUAACAUUGUGUCUAUUCUUCCCCCUCAACUCUAACGCCUAACUCCACUGAACCAUAUCAUAUUAUCAAAUUUCAAUCCAUGCCCAUUUAAAUAUAAUAAACACACAAUUUUAGUUCUGUUGAGUGAGUCAUCAUCCAUGCGAAUGUUCUCCACGAAUGCCAGCUCCUCCGUCUUCCGCUGCCGUGCCUCCGCCGGAGACCUCUCCCCCUUCCCUCGCCUCUUCCACUCACUCUCCUUACCCUCCACCGCCGCCGCCCUCGCCGGAGGCCUCAGGCUUGGCCAAACCCCCGACGGCGCAGGAACCGCCGUCGAAGGCGGUGUGGCGAGGCGCGCUGGCGGGAACGACGGUGUGAGGGUGAAGGCGAAGGAGAAGAAAUGGUCUCGGAAUAGAGAGAGCUACUUGGUCGAUGAUGCUGAGCCUCUUCCGCUUCCCAUGACACACCCUGAUUCCUCGCCUGUUUCGCGUGAAGAAAUCGAUAAGCGCCUUCGAUGCGAUCCCAAAACUGAGGAUUGUAAAGAGGUUGUUUAUGAAUGGACUGGGGAAUGCCGUAGUUGCCAAGGAUCAGGAUAUAUGAGCUACUAUAACAAAAGGGGAAAAGAGCUUAAGCAAAUGCAUUCCUUGCAUGGGAAUUGGGCUAACUGCGGUUCUUUAAUCAAGGCACCCGAGAACAAAUUAACUAUUUCUGAAAUGUUCAUUGGUUUGAAAGCUGCUAUCGCUGCUUCACAAAAAUGCAGUGUGAUGCCACUUUCAUCCCAGCUUGGCUGCCGUGCUGCACGACACAUUGGAUACGUGCAGAAAAUUACAGCUCGCAAGGGUAUUGAUCAAAUGGAGGAUUUGGAUAAUGGGAAACCCCUACUGUAUAAAAUGUCAAGGACAAGGUUCCUUGAUUUCCAAUACAGUCUCUCAAGGAAAAAUUACUUGAAGAAGCCAUCACGCCUGUUCUCCCUGGAUAAACAGAACUCUGGGCUGAAAAAUGUUUUUCAGCCAAACAUUGAUGAGAUGAAGCAGGUGUUUGACAAAUUUGAUGCAAAUAAAGAUGGGAAAGUUUCUCAACAGGAGUACAAAGCCACCCUGAAAGCUCUAGGUAUGGAGAACUCAGUUCGUGAUGUGCCAAAUAUUUUCCAGGUGGUUGAUUUGGAUGGAGAUGGAUUCAUCAAUUUUGAAGAGUUUAUGGAGGCUCAAAAGAAAGGUGGUGGUAUUAGAACGAUGGAAAUACAAAGUGCUUUUCGUAUGUUUGAUAAGAAUGGUGAUGGGAAAAUAAGUGCAGAAGAGGUUAAGGAAAUGCUGUGGAGGUUGGGAGAAAGGUGCAGCCUUGAGGAAUGCCGGCGAAUGGUGAGAGCAGUGGACACUGAUGGAGAUGGCAUGGUUGACAUGAACGAGUUCAUGGCUAUGAUGACUCACUCCCUCAGAUAUGUUUAAAUGCUUAUGGUGGCUAUGUUUCUUGAGGUUUAAUUUAGUAACAGCUUAAUGAAAGUCGUGUGUAAACAGAUCAAACGUUUCAGAGUGUAUUUUAAAAAGUGUGUUGCUAGUAUUCUCUUUA